UUUGUUUCGCGAAAGCAAACGGUUCGCUUUACUGGAUUUUUUACCGAAAUGGAGCAAAAAUUAAAGCUGUUAGUUUGCGGCGACGUACGGGGAAAGCUGAAAUCGUUUUUCGCGCGCAUUGAAAACGUAAACAAAAAGAGCGGCCCGUUCGAUUUGGUGCUGUGUGUUGGUGACUUUUUCGGCACCAACCCUGAGGUGGAGGUGUUGCAAGAGUACAAAAGAAAUAUAAAAACAGUUGCAGCGCCAGUUUACAUACUUGGCCCGACACGCAAGGAGCUUGCUCAGUAUUAUGCCGACACCCAGGAUGGUGAUAUCUGUACAAAUCUAAGCUAUCUGGGCAAGCGUGGCGUUUACACCACUUCCGGUGGGCUUAAAAUCGCUUACCUCAGCGGAAAUGCACAGGAAACCGGCAGCAAUGAGUGGACGUACAGCAAAGCCGACGCCAUCGCGGUCCGUGACUCGUGUUUGGCGAGCAAGGCCAACAUGGGAGAUUUCAGGGGCAUCGAUAUACUGCUCACAUCGCAGUGGCCUUUUGGUAUGCAGGAGAAGGUGAAGGAAAGCUGCAAGCUGGUCUCCUGGCUGGCAAAUGCCGUUAAACCGCGGUAUCAUUUCUGUGGCAUGAAUGACGAGUUUUACGAAUCUCCACCGUACCGCAACCUUCCGGACAAAAACACUCAAAUGGAGCUGGCAACCCGAUUUGUCGGGCUGGCGUCUUUCGGCAAUCCGGAAAAGAAGAAGCACAUUUACGCCCUGAGCAUAACGCCGGUCGAGAAGAUGCGCGUGCUGGAGCUGAUACAGAAAACGACGGAUGAAAUUCCAUCCCCCUACCAAAACCUGUCCCUGCUGACGGAAAGCGGCACUACCAACACGGAGGAAAAACGCGACGAUCAGUACUUCUACGACAUGAGCACGCCGGACGACAAUCGACGGAACAAACGGCGCAGCAACGAUCCCAACCAGCACCAGCAGAACAAUCAGAAGCGCGGCCGACCGACGUUCGAUCAGGAAACGUGUUGGUUCUGCCUGUCGGCGGGCAGCAUCGAGAAGCAUUUGAUCAUAUCGGUCGGUGACCAUUUCUAUCUCGCCCUGGCGAAAGGCCCCAUCACCGAAACGCACAUCCUGAUACUGUCCAUCACGCACAUCCAGUGCGCUGCGUUGCUCUCGGAACCGCAGUGGGCCGAGCUGGUACGGUUCAAGCAAGCGUUGGUCCAGUUUUACGCAGAUCGGGACCAGAAGGUGUUCUUUUACGAGCGCAACUUUAAGACGGGCCAUCUCCAGAUCAACGCCAUCGGCAUCGACGACAACGUGGCGUGGAAGAUACAGCACGUGCUGGAGGACAAGGGCGAGGAGUACAGUGUGCAGCUGGAGAAGGUACCGAAGCUAACGGCGCCGAGUGAUCUGCCGGAAAGGGGACCGUACUUUGUGGCGGAACUGCCGGACGAUACAGUGAUGCUGACGCGCCAGAUGAAAGGCUUCCCGCUGCACUUUGGGCGGGAAAUUAUCUGCGCGGACAAUUUGCUUAACUGCGAGGAGAAGGCGGACUGGCGGCAGUGUAACUGCACCAAGGAGGAGGAGGACGAGAUGGUGAAAAACUUUCGGGAGAGCUUCAAACCGUACGAUUUUACUGUUUGAAAGGGGGCAGUAGAGUGAAAGUUUAGAGUUACUCCGUUGCAAUUGAAUUUUCUACUUCAAGUAAUGUACAUUAUUGCACACACACAUGUACAAUUAUAAUAAAACGAGAAUUUUGACGAAUA
Anopheles coluzzii is the source of this 1754-nucleotide messenger RNA. RefSeq names its product CWF19-like protein 1 homolog. Gene Ontology annotation, molecular function: RNA lariat debranching enzyme activator activity. Gene Ontology annotation, cellular component: post-mRNA release spliceosomal complex. NCBI's taxonomy places the organism in Eukaryota, Metazoa, Arthropoda, Insecta, Diptera, Culicidae. Gene Ontology annotation, biological process: mRNA splicing, via spliceosome. The transcript is spliced from 4 exons. The coding region runs from base 49 to 1632 and encodes 527 amino acids. The record is from RefSeq and is a predicted model, not a curated record.